GCCUCCUGCAGUGCUCGAAUUAAUUCGCCAUGACGACAUUCACGCGAAUUAGCGAGGAAGACCAGCCCUCCAUUUCUACCUCUGCCGAACACACCAUCUCUGAAAUUGACCCGUUACUUUAUGGAGGGUUUGCAGAACAUAUGGGGCGUUGCAUUUAUGGCGGGAUUUACGAUCCCACCAACAAGAACGGUCUGAUCGAUGAGAACGGUUUCCGUACUGAUGUGAUUGAGUGCAUGAAAGAACUGAAGGUGCCAAUUAUGCGGUACCCCGGAGGGAACUUCACGGCCACAUAUCAUUGGCUCGACGGAGUGGGCCCAAGGGAUCAACGGCCGAAGCGUGUAGAAGCUGCCUGGAAAGGAGUGGAGACAAAUCACUUUGGCACAGAUGAGUUCAUGAAGUGGUGUGAAAUUAUCGGCGCACAGCCAUAUCUUGCGCUGAAUAUGGGAACUGGUACGCUUGAAGAAGCACUGGGUUGGCUGGAAUAUUGUAACCUUGACACUGACACAUAUUAUGCCAAUCUCCGAAGGCAGAAUGGGCGAGAGGAGCCGUACGGAGUAAAAUACUGGGCAUUAGGAAAUGAAGUCUGGGGUCCUUGGCAAGUUGAACAGGCUUCGAAAGAGGACUAUGCGAAGAAGGCGUAUCAAUGGGGCAAAGGCAAAUCCUUUCCUAUACCCCUUGUCUUGUGCGGAAAGGACGGACACAGCGAUUGGGACCGAUACGUCUUACAAGAAUGUCUCAAGGUCACCGAUCUACACAGUAUCCACAUAUACACUUUUGAUAUGGAACAUUAUCCUAAUGCCACUAGCCCUAAGGCUGCCGAGAGAGCUAUUGAGAUUGCAGCAUCCCUAAUCGACUUGGCGCGUACCGAAAUGGACUACGAAGACUUUCCAAAUUUUGUGACAAAACCGAAAACCUCUCACAGACCCAAGAUCUCUUUCGAUGAGUGGAAUAUUUGGAACCCGAUCCGGGCUCCAGGGAACAAGGGUGCGGAAGAGCUUUACGACGUUUCAGACAUGACAGCAGUGGCGUUGUGGCUCAAUGUGUUUGUACGACAGGCACGGCAUCUCAGCAUAGCCACGAUCGCGCAGAGCGUGAAUGUGAUCGCCCCGUUGAUGACAAAUGAGGAGGGUGUAAUCAAGCAGACCACCUACUGGCCUUUGCUGCUUUUCUCCACUUAUAUGCGCGGUCACAGUGUAGCAGUUCACGUCCGGAGUCCAGUUUACAGAGGGCGAACUACCCCAGAAUGGCUGGCGAGCACGAUGGAUAUUUCAUUGUUGGAUGUUUCAGCUUCUCUGAGCGACGAUAACUAUCUUAAUCUCGCUGUGGUGAAUGUCUCAGACUCCAAAUCGAUAGAGACAUCUCUGCCGGCGAUCGACGGUCCAGUGGAGGUUUUUUGUGUUGGUGGUAAUGACAAUGAUAUUCGGGAUACCAACACGUGGGGUUCACAAAAGGUGGGAGUCAAGGAGUCGACAUGGGAUGGUCAAGGGAAAUUUCUCUUCCAAAAACACAGUUUUACUCUGCUCCGAUGGAAGGUCAACCCUUCUCGGUCCAAGAUAGAAGAUUUCGAUACGCCUGUUGAGGGAAAAUCAGCUACCGUGCUAAAUGCCCUACAUGGGGCUUGAUAGGAGUAUUUAGAGAUUUGAAUGCCUUGC
Molecule: messenger RNA, 1652 nt
Organism: Aspergillus aculeatus ATCC 16872
Lineage: Eukaryota; Fungi; Ascomycota; Eurotiomycetes; Eurotiales; Aspergillaceae
Exons: 7
Coding region: 30-1622 (530 amino acids)
Biological process (GO): L-arabinose metabolic process; polysaccharide catabolic process
Molecular function (GO): alpha-L-arabinofuranosidase activity
Source: RefSeq, a predicted model, not a curated record